This is a messenger RNA of Tarenaya hassleriana, 1005 nucleotides long. RefSeq names its product zinc-finger homeodomain protein 14. Lineage: Eukaryota; Viridiplantae; Streptophyta; Magnoliopsida; Brassicales; Cleomaceae. The coding region runs from base 351 to 875 and encodes 174 amino acids. Gene Ontology annotation, molecular function: transcription cis-regulatory region binding; DNA-binding transcription factor activity. The record is from RefSeq and is a predicted model, not a curated record. Gene Ontology annotation, cellular component: nucleus. The transcript has a single exon. Gene Ontology annotation, biological process: regulation of developmental process; regulation of DNA-templated transcription.
UUCUUUAUUCGUACAUGUAAAAUGAUAAUACAAAAUAAAAUUUUGGGAUGUGGGGCCCAAAGCAUUUAAAUAAAGAGGUCGGGAGGGUAAGAGGGUUCACAUUUAAGAGGGACAAUAACUACAAAAGUACAAAUCUUGGGGGGAGGAUUAGGUCAUAAAUUACACACACAAUAAAGGCACCACAACUCUGAUAAAAGAGAGAAGAUUGCUUUGUAACUCCCCACUCUUCUUUCCUCUGACACAACACAACAAAAAGCCUCCCAAACAUCACUUCAAACACAAACCCACCUUCGUCUUUUAACCCAUUUCCUCUCUUCACCCUGAGAGGAGAGAGAGAGAGAGAGAGAGAGAUGCAGAGCCCCGUCUAUGGAGAAUGCAUGCGUAACCACGCGGCUAGGCUCGGCUCCUACGCCACCGACGGCUGCCGGGAAUUUUUCCCCUCCGCCGCCUCCGGAGACAUCUGUGCCGCCUGCGGAUGCCACCGGAGCUACCACCGCCGCCUCCAUCCGCCGGAGAUCCCCGCCUCCUCCGCCGGAGAAAUCAUCCCCCACCACCCGCGUCACCCCUUCACCAGCCUGAGGCGCGUGAAGCAGCUGGCGAGGCUGAGAAGGGAGGAGCCGGGGCCGCCGCUGCCUCCGGCGACGGAGACGGAGGAAGAGGAGGAGGAGGAGACGGUGAUGAUGCGGCGGCGGAGGAAGUCGAAGUUCACGGCGGAGCAGAGGGAGGCGAUGAGGGAGUACGCGGAGAGGUUGGGAUGGACGCUGAGGGACAAGAGGAGCCUUCGGGAUGAGAUUAAGAUGUUCUGUGACGGGAUUGGCGUCUCUCGUUAUCUUUUCAAGACUUGGGUCAAUAAUAACAAACGCUUUUACUUCUAAUCUCUCGAUUUUUCUUUAUUAAAUCUGAAAUAUUAUGACAGAGUAAUUUGUUUGACCCCUUCUCUCUCUCUCUCUCUCUCUUAGAUUGGAAAGUGAACAACAGAUGAAUUUUGACCAAUUUUUUUUCUUC